This is a messenger RNA of Gadus chalcogrammus (walleye pollock), 678 nucleotides long. RefSeq names its product protachykinin-like. Gene Ontology annotation, biological process: tachykinin receptor signaling pathway. The record is from RefSeq and is a predicted model, not a curated record. Lineage: Eukaryota; Metazoa; Chordata; Actinopteri; Gadiformes; Gadidae. The coding region runs from base 304 to 678 and encodes 124 amino acids. The transcript is spliced from 5 exons.
GACGCAGAGGCGGAAAGUGAAAGGCGAGCGCGCUCACAACUCGACAGGGGGGGCCACUGAACACGGGGUCGCUUUUGCGCACGCACGCUUGAAGGGCUGGUAUGGCGCGUAUCUCGCGCUCUCAGGUGUAACUUGGAGGAGCUGCACGUGAGGCUACAGUCUGGGUCUCAGUAGUAGGCUGAGUUUAUUCUUCUGACCUGCAGAUCUACUGUUUGAACACAACUGUAUUCAGCCGAAGCCUCGAGGCGCUAUCUGACUAGUCGCGCCGCGCAACGCCUCACCGCCCCGCCGUGCCGCUGCGCCAUGAUGCCCCUCGUUCCGCUCCUUGUGGUGCUCUGCGCUGUCACUCAAGUGUUUUCUGAAGAAAUUGGUCCUAAAGAAGAACUUGAUUAUUGGACGAGUAAUCAGAUCCAGGACGGCUGGCUGGCCCCGGACCCGUUCCGGGAGAUCCUCCGGAGGAUGACGAGGAAGCCCCGGCCGCAGCAGUUCAUUGGCCUCAUGGGAGGCGCUCCGCCGGUGAGCAGAGACCCUUAUCCCCGGCAUCAUGCACAGAUCACCCGCAAGAGGCAUAAAAUCAACUCCUUCGUCGGCCUGAUGGGCAAGCGGAACACGGAGGAUCCAGACUCGUACGAGUGGAGCUCGAGGCACGACUACGAGCAACGCCGCCGCCGCCGCUAG